Molecule: messenger RNA, 3015 nt
Organism: Mesorhabditis belari
Lineage: Eukaryota; Metazoa; Nematoda; Chromadorea; Rhabditida; Rhabditidae
Source: the annotation of a GenBank genome assembly
AUGUUUUCCAUCCUUUCAACUUCGGGGUAUGAUGCAGGAAAUAGUAGCAUUGAUGUCUCGAAAAAUUUAUUUGGAAAAACACCAAAAGGCAGACGAUUGCCCCCGGCUGGAAGGAAUGCAACAAAGACUCCCGGUAAUCGAACACUUCCAAGAGGCACUAUUGCAGCUGUAUGGGAAGGUCGAGGUGCUGAUAAAGGAUUUAUUGGUUUGGCUUGGGCUGACGAAGAAAAUGUGGAAUGGAUUUUGACAGAGUUCCGAGAUUCUAGUGGGUAUACGACUUUAACCUCCUUGCUUCAUUUAUGCGAUCCGAGUGAAGUCUUGGUGGUGGAUUCUGUCAACGACAAGGCAGCAAGUAUACUGAUGAAUGAAGCUAUCAAGUCUACGUUGCCAUCAGUUGUUAUCACAUCAGUACAAAGGAGAUUUUAUAACGCUGAAAGAGGAUUAUCAAAUAUCAAAGCUUUGUCAAUUCAUGCUGAGGUUUUAAAGUCAGCAGAGGAAAGACCAUAUGCAUGCGCAGCGAUGGGAGCAUUGAUUCGAUUUGUUGAGUUCAAAAAUAGCAUCAUCUUAAGCUCGGCAACGAUUCCAUUUAAAUUGCUAGAAGUGACACAUGCUUGUCUAUUAGAUCAUGCUUCGUGGAAGAAUUUAGAAAUUGUGGAUGAGUCUUUCGCAAGAAAAGAAAAACGAACUUUAUUGACGGUCAUCGAUAAUACACUUACAGCUAUCGGAUAUCGGAUGCUCAGAGCAAAUGUAAUGCAGCCACUCACCGUUGUUUCGGCAAUUGAACGGCGCCAGGAGGCGGUGAAGGAACUCCUCGAAAACCCAGUGGCCUUUGAACAACUUUCGGCUUUGCUUAACCGAGUUUACGAAUUAGAUGGCGUUGUGAAUUUACUCUGGCUUUUCCAAACGUUGAAAAUUGUUCCGUCGCUUAAAGAAAUGCUUUCAAAAUGCCAAGCUCCACUUCUAGUGGAAUGCAUGAAUCGUUUGAAUGACGAACGAUUAACGAAUAUGGUUGAUAUUUUAAGUGACACACUUGAUGAUGCCGUACUAAGCAUUAAAAGAUCUUCGAUCUCUUUGAUACAACAAAAGUUAUACGCUAUUCGGCCAGGCGUUGAUCCAAGAAUUGAUGCAGCGAGGGAAGUUUAUAUGCAAAAGUUAGCUUUAGUUGAAGCAAGUGUUGGAGAAUUGGAGAGCGCUCUUCCCGGUCACAAUACUCGUUUGGCUUAUUCGGUUUCAAGAGGCUUUCAUUUUGUGUGGAACACUGAGCCGAAUAGUGCGAAAUUACCGUCCGAGUUUUUAAACGAAGUUCGCCAUCGUACUUGCAUCACAUUUUCAAGCUUAAAUCUACUUAAAUUGAAUGAGCGAAUCAACAUUGCCGAAGCUGAAUUACUUGUAACUUCUGGAAUCAGGAUUAGAGAGUUGAUUGUCUACAUUCGCCCACUUAUCGGCUCACUUUACGCACUGGUUGAUGAUUUAUCUCUACUUGAUAUGCUUCAAUCAAUGGCAAUAUACGCUUCAAAUACGGAGUCUUGUCUUCCUAAAUUCUGUGAGGAUAUAAUUAUUGUGAAAGGAAAACAUCCCAUUCUUGAUCUGCACAAAUGUAACAAUGUGGUGGCAAACGAUAUGUAUUUGACGAGAGAUAACCGUUUUGCAGUGAUCACUGGACCGAAUAUGGCUGGAAAAUCGACUUUCUUGAAACAGCUGUGUCAUCUCUGUAUUCUGGCUCAAAUGGGCUCCUUUGUCCCAGCAUUGAUGUGUAAAGUUCCAAUAUUUAAAAGAAUAUUUUCUCGUAUCGGACACAACGAUAGCUUGAGACAACAUCUUUCCGCGUUUGCUCUGGAGAUGCGGGAUAUGGCGGCAAUACUGGAUGUUGCAAAUCGAGAGGCGCUAAUUGUUAUUGAUGAACUUGCCCGUUCGACUGCAACCGAAGAAGGAAUAGCUAUUUCAUACGCAAUCUCAGAGGAGCUGAUACGCAAACAAUCUUACACAUUGCUCGCCACUCAUUUCCUUGAUUUGGCUGCCCUAGAUGUUACCUAUUCAGCAGUAGUCAAUUUCCACUUCAAGUCGAUUGAUGAAGAUGCAAAUUUUGAGGCAACCAGACAUCGUCUAUUCAAGGGUCCCUAUAAAGGACCACUUUAUGGGUUCGAUAUUAUUCAAUUGGCGACUUUCCCAAAGGACCUGAUCGAAGAAGCUGAAGCAAUUGCUUAUCGGUUGAGAGCCGAAUCAGAGCAAAGAAGAGAACUGGAUUGCAGUACGCUGAAACGGCGCGCUUUUCUUCGAACCGGACAUCGUCUAAAAGCGGCUUUAUCUCAAUUGCGGAUUGCUAACCACAAGGCUCGUUAUGAAUAUCUUUCUUCUUUACGAAAAACGUUGAAGGAAGAACUGAAACAACUGUCGGAAAACUACGAAGCCUCAAAUCAAGAAACCACAUCAGCUCAGCAGGAAAAAUUCGAUGUCGAUAGAAUAUUGGACGAGUUUGAGGCUCAAUUAAAUGAUGACACACCAGAAUGUUUGCCCUCGGAUUCAGAAUGCGAAAACAGUCAACAGGAUAAACACGUAAUGGCUUGGUUGCGUCCGCCACCCGCCGGCACUCAUCUGUACCCUUGGGUCCCAGAUGCGAUCUUCAUCCCCAUCUCGCGGGCUUUUGAGCGUGUUGGCGUUUAUUUCUAUAACAGGGUGUUGAACAAGACUGAAAUCGGACUCUUCAACAAGAAAUGGAACCCAAAGGUUCACGGCCCUUAUUGUCAUUGGCGAUAUUAUGGAAAACCUGAUACCAAGCUUUUUGAUGUCAAGAUCGCUGAUCUGCCUGCAUGGAUUGGACGUCGCGAAAAGACCCCCGGCGCUUUCUACAACGAAUUUAUGCGAAACGUCUGGCGUGUUCAUAACCUCUAUUACUCGGGACCAGUGUUCAACAACACGAUCAAGACGAUCUUCCGUUUCAUCUUCUGCUUUUCGUUCUUGAAUUGGCUCGUGAAGUCUCACCGCUAUCUUGAUUUCCAAAAGACGUACUAUCACUGG